Molecule: messenger RNA, 977 nt
Organism: Carica papaya (papaya)
Lineage: Eukaryota; Viridiplantae; Streptophyta; Magnoliopsida; Brassicales; Caricaceae
Source: RefSeq, a predicted model, not a curated record
UUAAUGCAAUUUAUUAUUUCAGGUUCUCCCCUGAAACAAUAUGCAUUACCCCUACUGUGUGAUAUGGCUCAUGCGUCGCGCAACUCAAGGGAGCAGUUGAGGGCCCAUGGUGGGUUGGAUGUGUACUUGAGCCUGCUUGAUGAUGAACUAUGGUCUGUAACGGCAUUAGAUUCGAUUGCUGUUUGCUUGGCUCAUGACAAUGACAACCGCAAAGUUGAACAGGCAUUGCUGAAGAAGGAUGCAAUUCAGAAGCUGGUGAAAUUUUUCCAGUCCUGUCCAGAGCAACAUUUUGUUCACAUAUUGGAGCCUUUCUUGAAAAUUAUCACGAAAUCUUCUAGAAUAAACACAACAUUAGCUGUUAAUGGUUUGACACCAUUGCUUAUUUCAAGGCUGGACCAUCAGGAUGCUAUAGCCCGUCUUAACCUUCUUAAACUUAUCAAGGCUGUUUAUGAGCACCAUCCACGUCCGAAACAAUUGAUUGUGGAGAAUGAUCUACCUCACAAGCUCCAAAAUCUGAUUGAGGAACGCAGAGAUGGACAACGCUCUGGAGGCCAAGUAUUAGUAAAACAAAUGGCAACUUCGCUGCUCAAAGCUCUGCAUAUCAAUACCGUCCUGUAAAUUCAUGUCUCUUAAAUUUCAUAUCCCUUUGUGUAUCGAUUCUUUAGAAAUGAAGGUUUGUUUCAUUUUUUUUUUUUGGGGGGGUUCCUUUCGUCCUUUUCUAUCGCCAAGAUAUUAUAGAGAAGGGAUAUGGAAUUGGUGCUGGCUUUUCUUGAAUCUCAGGGUAUGCUUUGUCUCUUUUUUUUUUUGGCUACAGUGGUUGCUUUCAGCUUGUAGUUUCUUCUCUCUUCCCUCUCUGUUCUUUUUCUUUAGGGUUUUGUUUUUAUUGUUUAUGGGAGAUAAUUCCCAAGUUUUGGCUUAGCUCUUUUUGUAAUCAAAUAUUUGGUAGUGAUAUAUAAUGAUAUAAUGAUUUGUUAUAA